Messenger RNA from Aspergillus ruber CBS 135680, 1605 nucleotides. It is a transcript of the gene arp6, whose product is annotated as actin family protein. The record is from RefSeq and is a predicted model, not a curated record. Bases 96 to 1496 code for a protein of 466 amino acids. Gene Ontology annotation, cellular component: Swr1 complex. The transcript has 4 exons. Gene Ontology annotation, molecular function: nucleosome binding. NCBI's taxonomy places the organism in Eukaryota, Fungi, Ascomycota, Eurotiomycetes, Eurotiales, Aspergillaceae.
GGUCAAUCGCAGCCCAGCGCAACUUUUUCCUCAAUUUUAUUUUCUAUGAUGAUUCCCAAAUAAAUUAUUAAUACCGCAGCCAGAAUUAAUCCAUAAUGGGGACCACAAAACCCCGCCCCCCAGCCAAAUCCUCAAUCACCGAAGCGCGGUCCCUCCCGGAGAAGACCUUCAUCAUCGAUAAUGGCGCAUACACUAUGAAAGCAGGCUACGCGCCUGAAUCCCCUCUCUCAGACGAUCCACUAUCAACAUGUAACACAAUACCGAAUACAAUCGCAAAAACGCGUGGAAACCGCAUCUACAUCGGCUCGCAGCUCAACGCGCAGCCCACGGACCUGAAUGAGAUGAUGUUCCGGCGGCCGGUGGAGAAGGGAUAUAUUGUAAACUGGGAAGCGCAGAAGGAAAUAUGGGAACAUUCUUUUCUUGACGAGAAGACGGUGCGGAGUAAGGAGUUCAGGAUUGCGAGUCCGGAGGAGACGACAUUGGUGCUUACGGAGGCGCCGAAUGCUCUGCCUGUGUUGCAGAAGAAUGCGGAUGAGAUGGUUAUGGAGGAGUGGGGGUUUGGAGGCUAUUUGCGAUGCGUGGGUCCGUCGCUGAACGCUUGGAACGAAGUGCAAUCGCUGUUCGGAGAUCCGAUUUCGCAAAAUCUCGAUGCUGUUGUUUCUCCGGCUGAAUGCCUACUUGUUGUCGAUUCCGGAUACUCUCAUACCACCGUCACCCCGGUCUAUAAGGGACAGCCUUUACAGCGCGCGAUCCGCCGACUCGAUUUGGGAGGAAAACACUUGACGAAUUUCCUCAAGGAGAUGGUAUCGAUGCGACAGUACAACAUGGUCGAUGAAACGUAUAUUAUGAACGAAGUCAAGGAGGCUGUCUGCUUCGUAAGCGACGACAUCUCCAAAGACAUGGAACGGACGUGGAAAGGGAACCGGAAGCGUGACCAAUCUGAUCCUGGUGAAGGGGUUGUGGUCGACUAUGUACUUCCGGACCCCAACGCCGGAAAAAGGGGCUUCAUGCGACCGCACGAUCCGCUUUUGGGUGUUAAGAAGAGGAAAAGUGUUCUUUCUGGGGAGACUGGCGCCGAAGCGUUGUCCGAGGAUGUGUUAGUUCUGGGUAAUGAACGCUUUACCGUUCCUGAGAUUCUGUUUACGCCACAUGAUAUCGGCAUGAAACAAGCCGGUAUAUCGGAUAUUAUACUUCAGAGUUUGUCUGUGCUGCCGCCAGGGUUACAUCCGGUGUUUCUGGCCAACGUUCUUGUUGUUGGAGGGAAUGCCUUGAUUCCUGGGUUUAUGAAGAGAUUACAAACGGAGCUACGCGAGAUUGCCACAUCUGAAUGCACCGUCCGAGUCCGUUGCCCUGAACAUCCUAUUCGCUCCACUUGGCUGGGCGCAUCCCGACUUGCCACGAACAGAGACGAACUAAAGAAAGUGGGAAUAACUCGCCAAGAGUAUCAAGAGUAUGGUUCUUCGUGGGCUGGUCGGAAGUUUGCUGGUGCUCUGUGAGGUUUUUUUUUUUUUCUUUUCUUAGCAUGGUGGUAUGGAGUUUACGGAUUGGCAUGUUUAAUUCUAAAUUUCCGUAUAUAUCUCGCAAUGGCCAUGAUACCCUUGACGU